UCAGAGAUGACCGGACAGGAGCGAACCUUGGCUACCUUACUACAGCAGGCCUUCCAGAUCAAAGAGGACAUGGUCAGCAGCCUACGUGCUACCCAGGGAUCUGUUCUAAUGGAGGCGUCUGCAAGGAAACUUCUAGAGAACCAUGUUCAGACCAUCACACAUAUCGUCAAACAGCUCAGCAAGGACAUUCAGGUGCUGGAGUCUCAGAUUGUUCAGAGGGACGGUGUAGCAUCAGGGACAAGGUUUGCAGUUCAAAUGCUGGAUCACAAGAACUUGACUGGCAUUGGAGACCUCCGGGGCAGAGUGGCCAGGUGCGAUGCUAGCAUAGCUCAGCUGUCAGGUGAUGUCAAAGCUAGAGAGCUGGAAAUCAUGAAGCUCCAAAGGGAAGUUGGUGAGAUGCGGUCUGGGAUUGAGCUGCGACUCCGAGACAUGGAUCUUAAGAUUUCACAGUCACUUGGAAGGUUGGAGGCUUCACAGUCAGAGCAGACUGCAUCCCAGAAGAAUACUACAGCAAACCUACAAAGGGACAUCCAACAACUUGAAACCAAAACAUCCAGUGAUCUGAAGGAGCUGGAGGAGGAAUCAGCCAGGCUCAGGAGGUGGACAGAGCAGCAGCUGAGCAGCACAGCCCAAACACACACAGAGGACAGCCACCAGCUGCGCGCACUGCUACAGGACAGAGUGGAGGACAUGGAGGUGAAGCUGAAAGCUCAUGUGGAUCUCCUCUCUGCUCACGUGGAGCGCUUGGAGAAGCAGCUGGAGAAAGAGCAUUCUGCAGAUCGGGUCAAACGAUCAGAGAGCAAACUUAGCAGCAGGAUCGACAAUCUGGAGAAGAGCUUCCGAGAUGAACUGGAGCAGAUGAGGAGAGAGUAUCAGUCAGGGUUCCAGUCGGCCCUGGAUGCCAUCGCUUCCUUGAGGCACAUUGGUGAUGCCAAGGCCAAACUAGACAAAGGAGAACUGAAGAAAGACAUCAGACAGAUUCGGAGAAAAAUGGCAGCACUGCCAGAUGCCUGA
This is a messenger RNA of Colossoma macropomum (tambaqui), 1014 nucleotides long. It is a transcript of the gene fam81b, whose product is annotated as family with sequence similarity 81 member B. The record is from RefSeq and is a predicted model, not a curated record. The transcript has 7 exons. Bases 7 to 1014 code for a protein of 335 amino acids. Lineage: Eukaryota; Metazoa; Chordata; Actinopteri; Characiformes; Serrasalmidae.